Molecule: messenger RNA, 288 nt
Organism: Lichtheimia ornata
Lineage: Eukaryota; Fungi; Mucoromycota; Mucoromycetes; Mucorales; Lichtheimiaceae
Exons: 3
Coding region: 1-288 (95 amino acids)
Source: RefSeq, a predicted model, not a curated record
AUGGUACCUCUGGCAGCAACAGGAUACGGAUCUCAAAACAAGAAUGCUGUAUGGUUGGCUCAAUGUGAAACAGCAGCAGCACAUAGUGGAUCGGAUGGAUACAAGGUUAUUUACAAGCAUCAAUGGAAUGGUAUUGGGAAUACCACAAGUGGCAGAGCCUCUUUCGGCGAUACUAUUAUUAUUAUCAAGGCUGCACGUCAAGGACGUCGUUGUACUACACUUUCCUGUGGAGCUCUACAUGUUGUGCUCGGGGACAGUGCGACUCAUGUUGCGGCCUCAGGGAUUUAA